Messenger RNA from Didymodactylos carnosus, 1281 nucleotides. Lineage: Eukaryota; Metazoa; Rotifera; Eurotatoria; Philodinida; Philodinidae. The record is from the annotation of a GenBank genome assembly.
AUGUCAAAUAUAUCUAUGUUGUUAAUAAUCUUUGUGCUCAUCGUCCCAUGUUUGGGAAACGAUGAGGAAGACAAUGCUUUCGAAUAUUUAAAGCGAUUCGGUUAUAGUUCAUGUAAUGACUCGUCAGCAUCGGCCGUGAAAUGUAGUGAAAACUUCAAUGAAUUACUCAAAGAAUUUCAAAGAUAUUUUGGUUUAAACGUGACCGGCGCUCUGGAUCAGUCAACAAAAGCCAUUAUGAAUCUGCCCCGAUGCUCUGUGGUGGAUAAACCAAGACAAUCUGUUUUGCAACAGAUCAUUAAGUUCAAAUGGUCUCGAUUUGAUCUCAAAUAUCGCAUUGAAUCGUAUGCCUACAGUAAGGAGAUUAGCCAUACAAAACAGGAAGAGAUCAUUCAAGACGCCUUUAACGAGUGGUCGAAACACACAUCGUUGAAAUUCACUAAAGUUUGCUCAACGUGUCUGGCAGACAUCGUAAUACAGUUUACAAGUCGUGAUCACGGUGAUGAUCACCCGUUUGAUGGAAAAAUACUGGCGCAUGCCUUUCCCCCGACUGAUGGACGUAUUCAUUUUAAUUAUCAAGACACAUGGACAGACUCAUACGAUUCAACAUCGAAAUAUGAGAUCAACCUGUUUCUAGUUGCUGUACACGAAAUAGGCCAUGCACUCGGCCUCGAUCAUAUAAGAAAUAAACAAUCGAUAAUGUAUCCAACGUAUCAACUAAAACAACGCUCGCAAAUAUUGCCACUUGUUGAUCAACAGGAAAUUCAAGCAAUGUAUCCCAAGAAAGUUGAAGAGGGUGAAAUUGUUGAAAAAAUAUACGGUACUUCUAAAUAUCGAGGACAAAUGAAAAACGGUUUGCGCCACGGUCAUGGACAAAUAGUGUACGACAACAAUGCAACAUACGUCGGUGAAUGGAAAACCGAUAAGUUCGAUGGUCACGGAAUCUACACAUCUUCAUCCGGCGCGAAAUACGUGGGAGAACUUGAAAACAGUACCUUCAACGGACAGGGCAUAAUUACGUACUCCUCAGGUAACAGUUAUAUGGGCGAUUUUAAAAACGAUAAGGUAGAUGGUCGUGGGAUGUUCACGUAUCCAUCUGGCAGCCAUUAUGUGGGCGAAUUCAGAAAUGGUGAUUUCAACGGUCGUGGAGUAUUUAUGUGGGCAAACGGCGAUAAAUAUGUGGGGCAAUGGAAAGAUGAUAAACGAGAAGGAUAUGGUUUUUUUAUCAACACGAAGGGACAAGUUCAAAGGGGACAAUGGAAAGACGAUAAUUUCAUCAAAUGA